Molecule: messenger RNA, 4945 nt
Organism: Anarrhichthys ocellatus (wolf-eel)
Lineage: Eukaryota; Metazoa; Chordata; Actinopteri; Perciformes; Anarhichadidae
Gene: mcu
Product: mitochondrial calcium uniporter
Exons: 9
Coding region: 71-1204 (377 amino acids)
Biological process (GO): calcium import into the mitochondrion; mitochondrial calcium ion homeostasis
Cellular component (GO): uniplex complex
Molecular function (GO): calcium channel activity; uniporter activity
Source: RefSeq, a predicted model, not a curated record
CCCUCUUCCCUUCGGUGCGUCUCGGUCCGCCCGCAGCAGUCUCCUUCCCGGCGAGGUUUUCACUACAGAGAUGGCUGCGAAAGUGUGCAGAUCGGUGCUCCUGUUGUCCCGGAGCAGCGGAGCGGGGGCCGGCAGCCUCCCUGCACUUGUUGUCUCUUCACAGCGACACCAUCAGCACAUAAGACCGCAGGAGGUACUGUCUGCUCCUUUCACCCGUCAGACUGUCAGGAGAGCACAUAGCCUCCGGCCUGCAGCCCACUCCACACUCUUCACCCAGCCUCCCGCUGCCCUGUCUCCACAGGUUUGGAGGGGCGCCCCCUCAUGGCAUGGCCAGAGACUGUUGUGUUCUGCCACUGCACCAGAGGAGGUGACGGUGGUGUAUCAGAACGGGCUGCCGGUGAUCUCAGUCAGUUUGCCGUCCCGGCGAGAGCGCUGCCAGUUCACCCUCAAGCCGCUCAGUGACUGUGUGGGAGUUUUCCUGCAACAGCUCCAGGCGGAGGACAGAGGCAUCGACCGGGUAGCCAUCUACUCCACGGAUGGAGCGAGGGUCGCCUCCUCCACAGGCAUAGACAUCCUGCUGCUGGAUGAUUUCAAGCUCGUCAUCAAUGACGCCACGCACCUCGUGCGGCCACCAAGGAGAGAUCUGCUGCCCCACGAGGAGGCAGAAAGGCUGAAUGACGUCAAGUUUCUGGUGCAGCAGCUCUACACCACCCUGCGCAUAGAGGAGCACCAACUCGGCAAGGAACGUGAGCUGAUUGGACGACUGGAGGACCUCAACUCUGAACUCCGCCCCUUAGAGAAGGUGAAGGAGGAACUGAAUAAGAAGGCAGAGCGGCGUACCACCUGGGUGCUGUGGGGCGGCAUGGCGUACAUGGCCACCCAGUUUGGCAUCCUGGCCAGGCUCACCUGGUGGGAGUACUCCUGGGAUAUCAUGGAGCCCGUCACAUACUUUAUCACUUAUGGCACGGCCAUGGGCAUGUACGCCUACUUUGUUCUCACACGCCAGGAGUAUGUUUACCCCGACGCUAGAGACAGACAGUAUCUGCUGUUCUUCCACAAGGGGGUGAAAAGGACACGCUUCGACAUUGAGAAGUACAACAAGCUGAAGGAUGAUAUCACUGAGGUGGAGUUGGAUCUGAAGCGUCUUCGGGACCCGCUCCAGCUCCAGCUCCCGGUUCAGCAGCUCACAACCAGUAAAAAUUGAUGGGAAGAGUGACUCCCUCCUCUCUCAACUCCUGCAACCCCCCUUUCCCGCUUCCAUCCAACACCCUUUUCCCUCCCCUUUUACCCCCAACUCUUUCCUAAGACUCUUCCCUCCCCCAUUCCUCCCACACCCAAUAAUCCCAUCCCUUUCUCGACUGUGGGAGUUAGUUUUUUCUCCUUUUUUCUUUUUUUUUUCUUUUUUCUUUUUACUUUCCUGACUGAAAACUCCAGUUGGAAUUGCAAUUGAAAACCGCUAAAAGACGAAGAAGGAUGGCGAGAGUACCGGGAACUGAAAAACUCUCACAGCCGAAGGAUGGUGAGUAUAAUGAAAAGGACAAUGAUGAUGAGGAAUUAAGCUGGGCUACUAUGGAUAUGCCUCAAGUCUCCGGAGGGACAGCCUGCAGGGAACUUCAGGGGGAAAACAGGAAUCAUCACACCUCUAGACACUCCAGAGCAGAGGACAUGCAGAGGGACAGUCACUGUUGAGUGUGUGUGUGUGUGUGUGUGUGUCUGUGUGUGUGUAUGGGACUUUCAGGGUAUACUGGGACACCGGCCCUGGCCACUCUGGCCUGCAGGUCGACACAGCAGUGUAGUCCUGCUUCCUCUAGCAGUAAAACUGUCAACACACACACCUACUUUUGGUUGGGACAGGCUCCAGAAAGAGUCUCUAUCCCAAAGUUUACAAGAAAGUCCUGACUGCAGUCGCACCAUCAGGGGGACUUUCGUCUACCUGUGGCUGAACCCUGCUGCCUCUCCCUCCCUGGGCCACGCCUUCACCAGGUGACGGACACAUGUCCCUCCCAGUGUGACCUUUGUCAGGAGCCUGUCUCGACUCGCAGGAUAGAGGCAUGACGACGCCUCGCUUCCUCUUCCUGUUGACGUCCUGUAGCGGCCCGGUCUGCGCAAGUAUGAGAGUACUACCGACAACAACAUCACUGUGUGUUCUUUUAUUCCAAAAAAAAAAUAUUUUGGCACUUUUUAUUUUGAAAGCCAUAGUAUAUUUGUUAUGAGAAGAAUAUAAAUAUAUAUAUAUAUGUAUACAAUCAAAUAAACAGAUGACCAGAGGCUAGUUUUUUUUCAGUGGGGGGAGGAGCUCUCUUUCAAGCAUCCUUUCAUCAAUUAACAUCCUCUGAAGAUCUCUGCCAUGGAGGACCCCCGCUAACAGUCCAGUGUGCGCACACGCAAAGAGCAUUACAGCGAAUGCAUUCAUACCUUGAACUAACUAUUACAUAUCUUGUCAAACACACAAUGUAUUUCACAGUAACCACGUCCAGGUAGGACGUGAGGCUCCUGUGCAUGGUCACUAAAGGGGGGGAAACAAUGUUGAAGCCAAUUCAGGGUGAAAAUGGCUUUGAUUGGAAUUCAUUUUGAACAAUGCAGCAUAAUGUCAUCUUCGACCUCUAUGAUCACCUCAUGAAUACAACGAUUGCUGCGGAAAGUGCUUAACAUAAUGAAGGGUUUGAAAUGUGCAGUGACCAUGGUCUGAGACAAACCCACAGCCGUGUUAUCGUUUACUAUAUCGAUAUACUGAGUGGCUUUAAAGAAGAGUCAAUACAACAGGAGCAGCAUUUGAGCAAAUUGCCUGCAAUGUCCCUUUUUUUUUUUUUUUUCCAAACAUCAUAUAUUUCCUCUUUGUCCAAUGAAAAGUAUUGUUCUUGGAGAUGUAAAGUUCAUGUUUUCAGUGACCUGGCCAUGAUCUUAACAGCAUGCAAUGUGCAUUUCAACAAUUUCUUUUACGAUUCUUCCUCACGAAGCUUACAGACAAAAUCACAGAAGACUCCAUCUUUUUUUUUUUUGAGUUUUCUCCUCCCACUGUUGCUGUAAUGCCCCCCUGUUCCCUCGAUGGCCAGGCAGGGUAGACUGCAUGCUGUGGUAUGCCCUUAGUAGAAAUCUGUGAAUGUGUAGGAGCAUUAUUGCAAUUUUGUACUUAACUGGACACUUUUCUUUGCUACAUCUAUGACGUCUUAUCUCCUUGAUACGUUAAAUGUAGAAGCCAUAUGUUUAUGGUUUUUUUUUUUGGGAUGGUCACUGAAAGAACAUUUGUCAGCUUUACUUAGUUCUCUGUUCAGGUUCAGGACUGGAGCCCCUCUCUCCGGCCCCAUUUAUGUCUAAAAAAAAAAAAGCUCUGAAAGUAAGUUUGAACUGCUACUGCUGUAGAUCACCUCUGCACAAUCACAUGACGCCGCUGAACACAGACUCUAGUUCAACAUCCUGCUUGUGUGUGGAAAGUUGAUGGAAUCCCACUGAAGAGAUCGAUGUGUUUAACUGCAGAUUUUCCAUUACAGUGCAUGAUUUUUGGUCAAAUCAAAGGUUAGCCAAGACAGGAUUUGGUCGAAUCUUUUACCGUGUGUCAGUGGGUUUGUGUGUGUGUGUGUGUGUGUGUGUGUUGUCUCCAAGGGAAAUUGUGCCUUUUGAUUGAUUAAUGAUUUAAAAAGUAUCAAUACUGUAGCAAAUUGGUAAACGGCAAUGAUGAGAUCAUUGAGAAAGUUAAUCUCCUAUUUGGAAUGACACCCUUCGUAUUGAGAAGGGUUCAAAUUGAAUGUUUGGAAGUGAGAAUAAAUCUUGCUGCGUGUCUGUGGACGUGUGUGAUUGUCGAAUCCACGUGUACACUGGGGACAAAGUUGAGAUCGCUAUAUUCAUGAAUCCUUUUCCCUCAUUUACUGACUGUCAAUAGUGGUAGAAAUCAAUUCCGCCCUCAUCCCACUUCAUAACAGUCAUGCGGUUUUUCCUGAACACACACACACACACACACACACACACACAAUGUGGCGAUGGUGUUUCCUUGGAGAUGUACUGUGGCAGGUGAGAGAUCCUCCCCUCUGCUGUUUCUACACACCACUUCUCUCCAUCAUCACCUCCUUUUUAUCACGCCAUCCACCGUUUAUUGCCUUUGUUUUUGUCCUUUUUUUUUCUUGUUUACUUUUUAAAAAUGAAAUAUAUCAAAUAUAGGGAAACUUUAUUAUAAAGAGGGUGUUGCAUGAAUGUAUGUCUACAUGGGAAAUUAUGUGAAAAUAACAAAAGAUGAUUUAUCAAAAAAAACAAAAAAAACUGCAAAGAUAAUUUAAGAACGUUGUUUGUAGAGAUUCCUAGUUAUAAAGGGCAGUGGACAGGGCUGCGUCUUUAGAAUCUGCCCUGCCAAAUCUGACAUAAAUCCCAGCCAACCAACUGCUCAACCCCCCCCCAUCAAACCCCACUCCCAUCUUCACCUUCUUACUCCCAUAAACCCCUCCGUCGGCGUGCAUUUUUACUCCCCAAUAAUGGAAAAAAAACCUCCAUCCUCGGUGCACUUAUAAGGGAGUAGUUCUCUUGACCUCAGUUACUAACGUCCUGGAUCUGAGUCCAAAGGAAUAGUGUCAGGCGCACUCUGUCAGCUUAUCGGGGAACACCUCCAAUUGUCGCCCCUCUCUCCUGGCAUUUUCAUCCACUCUCAGCCUUUUUUCUCCAAAGCGACAUUAUUAUUCUAUUUUUUGAAUGUGUGUUAUGUUUUGAAUAUCUUGUUUGUGUGCACUUACAAUAAGAUGUUUAAAAUGCCUAAAGAGUGAAGCAGAAUAUAGGAUUGAAAAUGAUCUUGUACUCCAAUCUGACCUCUUUUUUUUUUUAUUUUGUUUUUCUUGUCCGUUUUUCUUCUGUUGACAUGAUGCUGUAAUGUUGGCGAAAAAGAAAAAUGUAAAAUCCUGUAUCAUUUAUGAAAUAUGUAUAAAAGAGAAAUGUAAUUCAAUUAUCAAUAAAAUCCGUAUCCAGG